Diabrotica virgifera virgifera (western corn rootworm) is the source of this 7186-nucleotide messenger RNA. RefSeq lists its product as uncharacterized. Bases 195 to 5144 code for a protein of 1649 amino acids. The record is from RefSeq and is a predicted model, not a curated record. The transcript has 2 exons. NCBI's taxonomy places the organism in Eukaryota, Metazoa, Arthropoda, Insecta, Coleoptera, Chrysomelidae.
UGUAUGAUGUCAAAAUUUACUAUUUACUUCUUCUUGGAUCAUCAUCGUGAAUUUAUUCUUAAAUUUUAAUUAAGUUUUAUGUUUUAUCUGACCUGGCAGUAGGUGUUAUGAAUUAUUGUAUUCUGGUUCUGGUCAUUCAGAUAGAAUUCGGUUAAGUUGGUUGCUCUUAUCUUAUAGAUUAAUAUAUUCAAACUAUGGAAUCCCCAGAAGUACAUAAAAAUGUUUCUUUAUUUCAUAUGGAAUUAAAAGGGAAAGAUGUAAAAGGUUUGAAAGGUGAAAUUAAGGAAGAGAUUGAAGAUUACCAUUUUCAGCCAAAUAUAUUAGACCAUAAAUAUGAUCAGAAACAUACAUCCACAGCAAUGGACAUGAUAGAUGUUAAGAUUGAACCAAAGGAAGAAUCAGACCCAGAUAUGAAUAAAUCAAAAAGAGGCUACAAAUUAAUUCAGGUAGCUCAAAAGUCCAAUGUACUUCACGAUGUUAAUAAUCAAGGUGAACAGCCUGACAUAUACGAUGACUAUUUCGAAACAACUGAAGACAGUGAUCGAAGAAGUUUUGAAAUCGAAGACCAAGAAAGAGCCAAUGCAUCCAUGGAUCAUGAAUUAAGUUUUCAGUUGAAUGAAGAAGAACCAGCAAAUGUCGAAGAUCGAAAACGAAACAAAACAAAAUUUAGCGAUCCCCAACAAUGGAAGUACAACGCUGCAAAAAGAAAACGAGAAUAUGGUUUGGAAUAUACAGGAAGGAAAGGUAAAGAAUUUAACAUAAAAAGGCCAAAGAGAACUUUAAAAAAUAGAUGUAAAUGCUCCAAAAUCGACACAAAAAUCCAGUGCUUUAAAAUAAGUAACGAUGACCGAGAAGAAAUAUUUAAAAACUUUUGGAAAUUAAAAUGGCCAGAGAAACGACUUUAUGUGUCAUCUAGGGUAUUGUCACUACCCACAGCUCGUGUAAGAGACAGAAAAGAAAAGUGCAGUAGCCGGAGAUCUGUUUCCCAUCAAUACUUCCUAAAUAUAAAAUCUGAACAAAUUCGGGUAUGCAAAACUUUGUUUUGCAACACAUUAGGUGUUUCAGACAGCACAGUAACUGCAUGGAUUGGAAAUGAUACACAAAGUCUCUCUAAAAGUGAUGAUAGUUUGAUUGAACAGCCUAACAACUACGAUGUCUUUGAAGAUAGCAGACUACAGAUGUUAGAAGAAUGCCGGUUGACAGAGAAACUUUUCAUUGCUAAAAAUCUAUUUGGCAGCUCUGUUGGGAUUCCAACAAGGUUUGUGAACAUUAUUGAAGGUGAAGAUUUGUUUCAUUUACCAGUAAAUGACUUUAAUCAAGGGGAAACAGUUCAGGAUACAUCUGAGGCUAACGUUAAAACAAAUAAUAUUAAGUAUCAUGAAGGGUUGGAGAAAACAGGACAAGUUAGUGAUAAAGCUAAUAAUGAACUUAAAAGUGAAAAUUUGUUGAAAUUAGAAGAAUCAGACUUUGAAAAUAACAAACAUAAAAACAAUGACUAUUUUGAAGCAACUGAAGACACUGAUCCAAGUUUUGAAGUCGAAGACCAAGAAAGAACCAAUGCUUCCAUUGGUGAUGAAUUGAGUUUUCAAUUGAAGGAAGAAGAACCAGAACAUUUCUUCGCGGAUGAUGAUUUGAAUAACCAAGAAGAUCGAAAACGAAGCAAAAGAAAAUUUAGCGAUCCCCAAAAGUGGAAGUACAACGCUGCAAAAAGAAAACGUGAGUAUGGUUUGGAAUAUACAGGAAGAAAAGGUAAAGAAUUUAACAUAAAAAGGCCAAAGAAAACAUUAAAAGAUAGGUGUAAAUGCUCCAAAAUCGAUACAAAAAUCCAGUGCUUUAAAAUAAGUAACGAAGACCGCGAAGAAAUAUUUAAAAACUUUUGGAAAUUAAAAUGGCCAGAGAAACGACUUUAUGUGUCAUCUAGGAUAUUGUCGUUGCCCACAGCUCGUGUAAGAAACAGAAAAGAAAAGCGCAGUAGCCGAAGAUCUGUUUCCCAUCAAUACUUCCUAAAUGUAAAAUCUGAACAAGUUCGGGUGUGCAAAACUUUGUUUUGUAACACUUUAUGCGUUUCAGACAGAACGGUAACUGCAUGGAUUGAAAGUGAUACACAAAGUCUCUCUAAAAGUGAUGAUAGUUUGAUUGGACAACCUAACAACUAUGAUGUCUUUGAAGAUAGUAGAUUACAGAUGUUAGAAGAAUGUCGAGUGACAGAGAAACUUUUCAUUGCUAAAAAUCUAUUUGGCAGCUCUGUUGGAAUUCCAACAAGGUUUGUGAACAAUAUUAUUGAAAGUGAAGAUUUGGUUCAUUUACCAGUAGUAAAUGACUUUAAUCAAGGGGAAACAGUUCAGGAUGCAUCUGAGGCUAACGUUAAAACAAAUAAUAUUAAGUAUCAUAAAGGGGUGGAACAAAGAGAACGCCUUAGUAAAAAAGCUAAUAAUGAACUUAAAAAUGAAAACUUGUUGGAGUUAGAAGAAUCAGACUUUGAUAAUAACAAACAUAAAAACAAUGAUUAUUUUGAAACAACUGAAGACAGUGAUCCAACUUGUGAAGUCGAAGACCAAGAAAAAGCCAAUGUUUCCAUGGAUCAUGAAUUGGGUUUUGAAUUGAAUGAAGAAGAACCAGAACAUUUCUUCGCGGAUGAUGAUUUGAAUAACCAAAAAUAUCGAAAACGAAGCAAAAGAAAAUUUAGCGAUCCCCAAAAAUGGAAGUACAACGCUGCAAAAAGAAAACGUGAGUAUGGUUUGGAAUAUACAGGAAGAAAAGGUAAAGAAUUUAACAUAAAAAGGCCAAAGAAAACUUUAAAAGAUAGAUGUAAAUGCUCAAAAAUCAACACAAAAAUCCAGUGCUUUAAAGUAAGUAACGAAGACCGAGAAGAAAUAUUUAAAAACUUUUGGAAAUUAAAAUGGCCAGAGAAACGACUUUAUGUGUCAUCUAGGGUAUUGUCACUACCCACAGCUCGUGUAAGAGAUAGAAAAGAAAAGUGCAGUAGCCGAAGAUCUGUUUCCCAUCAAUACUUCCUAAAUGUAAAAUCUGAACAAAUUCGGGUGUGCAAAACUUUGUUUUGCAACACUUUAUGCGUUUCAGACAAAACAGUAACUGCAUGGAUUGAAAGUGAUACACGUAGCCUCGCUAAAAACAAUGACAGUUUGAUUGCACAGCCUGACAACUACGAUGUCUUUGAAGAUAGCAAACUGCAGAUGUUAAAAGAAUGCCGAUUGACAGAGAAACUUUUCAAUGCUAAAAAUACAUUUGACAGCUCUGUUGGGAUUUCAACAAUGUUUGUGAACAAUAUUACUGAAGGUGAAGAUUUGUUUCAUUUACCAGUAAAGUACAUUAAUGAAGAGGAAACAGUUCAGGAUGCAACUGAUGCUAACCUUAAUACAAAUAAUAUUAAGUGUCAUGAAGGGUUGGAAAAAACAGGACAAGUUAGUGAAAAAGCUAAUAAUGAACUUAAAAGUGAAAAUUUGUUGAAAUUAGAAGAAUCAGACUUUGAAAAUAACAAACAUAAAAACAAUAACUAUUUUGAAACAACUGAAGACACUGAUCCAUGUUUUGAAGUCGAAGACCAAGAAAGAGCCAAUGCUUCCAUGGACCAUGAAUUGAGUUUUCAAUUGAAGGAAGAAGAAGCAGAACAUUUCUUCGCGGAUGGUGAUUUGAAUAACCAAAAAUAUCGAAAACGAAGCAAAAGAAAAUUUAGCGAUCCACAAAAAUGGAAGUACAAUACAGCAAAAAGAAAACGUGAAUAUGGUUUGGAAUAUACAGGACGAAAAGGUAAAGAAUUUAACAUAAAAAGGCCAAAGAAAACUUUAAAAGAUAGAUGUAAAUGUUCAAAAAUCAACACAAAAAUCCAGUGCUUUAAAGUAAGUAACGAAGACCGAGAAGAAAUAUUUAAAAACUUUUGGAAAUUAAAAUGGCCAGAGAAACGACUUUAUGUGUCAUCUAGGGUAUUGUCACUACCCACAGCUCGUAUAAGAGACAGAAAAGAAAAAUGGAGUAGCCGAAGAUCUGUUUCCCAUCAAUACUUCCUAAAUGUAAAAUCUGAACAAAUUCGGGUGUGCAAAAUUUUGUUUUGCAACACUUUAAGUGUUUCAGACAAAACAGUAACUGCAUGGAUUGAAAGUGAUACACGUAGCCUCGCUCAAAACAAUGACAGUUUGCUUGCACAGCCUGACAACUACGAUGUCUUUGAAGAUAGCAAACUGACGGAGAAACUUUUCAAUGCUAAAAAUAUAUUUGACAGCUCUGUUGGGAUUUCAACAAUGUUUGUGAACAAUAUUACUGAAGGUGAAGAUUUGUUUCAUUUACCAGUAAAGUACAUUAAUCAAGAGGAAACAGUUCAGGAUGCAACUGAUACAAAUGCUAACCUUAAUACAAAUGAUAUUAAGUGUCAUGAAGGGUUGGAAAAAACAGGACAAGUUAGUGAAAAAGCUAAUAAUGAACUUAAAAGUGAAAAUUUGUUGAAAUUAGAAGACUCAGACUUUGAAAAUAACAAACAUAAAAACAAUGACUAUUUUGAAACAACUGAAGACACUGAUCCAUGUUUUGAAGUCGAAGACCAAGAAAGAGCCAAUGCUUCCAUGGAUAAUGAAUUGAGUUUUCAAUUGAAGGAAGAAGAACCAGAACAUUUCUUCGCGGAUGGUGAUUUGAAUAACCAAAAAUAUCGAAAACGAAGCAAAAGAAAAUUUAGCGAUCCACAAAAAUGGAAGUACAAUGCUGCAAAAAGAAAACGUGAAUAUGGUUUGGAAUAUACAGGACGAAAAGGUAAAGAAUUUAACAUAAAAAGGCCAAAGAGAACUUUAAAAGAUAGAUGUAAAUGCUCCAAAAUCGACACAAAAAUCCAGUGCUUUAAAAUAAGUAACGAAAACCGAGAAGAAAUAUUUAAAAACUUUUGGAAAUUAAAAUGGUCAGAGAAACGACUUUAUGUGUCAUCUAGGGUAUUAUCACUACGCACAGCUCGUGUGAGAGACAGAAAAGAAAAGUGCAGUAGCCGGAGAUCUGUUUCCCAUCAAUACUUCCUAAAUAUAAAAUCUGAACAAAUUCGGGUAUGCAAAACUUUGUUUUGCAACACUUUAGGUGUUUCAGAAAGUACAGUAACUGCAUGGAUUGAAAGUGAUACACAAAGUUUUGUGAAAGCGAUGACAGUUUGAUUGCAAAUCCGAAUAAUAUUUCGAGAAAAAACUUAAGAUUUGCAAUAUCAAAAGAAAAGUUGAAAGCAUUUUUUUAUAAGCUACCUCAGCUCAAAUCUCAUCGUUGCCGAAAAACGACAUCUAAGCUUACCGUGAACCACAUUUUAAAUUAAAAUCCGAACAUAUAUAGAAUUUAUAGAAACAAUUGGUGUAUCAAAAACGAGAUAAGUGCUUAAUAAGUGUAAGGACAUUUUAUGAAGAUUUUGAAGAACUUAACUUGGCACUAUAUUCUCCGGGAAAAGGCGAAUGUGACAUAUACACGGGAUACAAAACACAAAAUGUAGACGAGCAUGUGUAAGAGCAAGAGCUGAUUUAUUCGGAGCAGGAUGAGUGUUGGAAAGGAAGAAAUGGUGUGAAAUGGAGUCGGAAUUUCGCUCGAACCAACUUUCGCACAAGAUCAGAGAAUAUAAUUACCCAUCUUCCAGGUGUUAAGCCAUAUGCUAAAGAUGCUAAAAGUGAAGUGGAAUUUUGGUCUUUAUUUUUCAUUGAUACCAUGUUGAAUGAAGUAAUGGUUCACACCAACGCUCGUAUCAGAUUACGCCAAGACGAAUGCUCUGAUCUUACUUUGCAACAUAGCAUAGGAAACGACUAUAGCAGAACUAAAAGCCUUCAUUGGUCUGCUAUUCAUAGCCGGUCUCAAUCAUUCUAGCCGACAAAUCAUGGAAGAUCUAUAGAGAAUGGACAGCACUGGUGUAGAAAUAUUCACACUUAACAAUGAAUAUGAAGAGACUCUACUUCGUUCAAAACUGCUUGAGAUUUGAUGACAUGACAACCCGUGAGCAAAGGUAAACUAUCAACAACCUGGCUUCUAUCUGAGUUAUAUUUGAUAAAUUUAUAUACAAUGGUCAAAAAGCCUUUACACCUAGCGAGUAUUUAAGUAUCGAUGAAAAAUUGGAAUCAUUUAGUCAUAUUCCUAAAAAACCAUCAACAUAUGGAAUUAAAAUAUAUGCACUGGUAGACGCCAAAAUGUUUUUUCUAGUACAUUUAAAAAUUUACGGUGGAAAUUAACCAGAAGGCCAGUAUGCAGUCAGCAACAAAGCAUUUGAUCUCAUCAACCGUCUGGUAAAGGCUGUAUCUAAGUCGAAGAGAAAUAUCACCUUUGAUAGCUGGUUUAAUAGUUAUCCUCUGAUGCUUCACUUGCUAAACGAACACCAGCUAACUUCUACUGGAACAGUACGUAAAAAUAAAAGAGAAAUUCCACAAUGUUUUACUCAAGGAAAGAAGAUAGACGUGUCAUCAUCGCUUUUUGGAUUUCAGAAAGAUGUAUCACUUGUAUCAUAUGUACCAAAGAAGUCGAAAGUGGUUCUAGCAAUGUCAACACUUCAUCACGACAACGAAAUUGACCGUUCUACAUUGGAAAAGAAAAAAUCAGAGAUUAUCACCUUCUACAAAAGCAUCAAAGCUGAUGAUGCACUAUGUGCUACUUAUGAUGUUUCGAUAAAUACAAAAAGAUGGCCUAUGGUGGUGUUCUAUGCCAUGUUAAAUAUCUACCAUCAAUGGGAUCAUUAGCUAUCGCGCAAAUAACACAAAUAGAAGAACGUUCAUCAGACAACUUAGACUGAAUUUGAUAAAUAAACAUAUCUGUGAAAGAAAGAACAAUGUGAAGCUGCCUAGAGACUUGCGCAAAAGAAUAAACGAGCACCUCUGAGAACCACCACCUAAGACGCCAAGGUACUCUAGGUGUCAGGAUUGCACAUCAAACAAAGACAGGAAAACGAAACGUACCUGUCUAUGUUGUAACAAGGCAAUCUGCAUGGAGCACUCUAAAAUUAGCUACCAUGAUUGUGCAGAUGUUAAGUUAAGCUAAAUGUAUGCAUUUUAUUUUAAGUUAUGCCUAGUUUCUGAAAUAAUUCUCUUCUCCAUUUAUUAUUAAUAUUUCUCUUAACAAGAAUAUUUUUGAUAAGAAGUUUCUUGUAUCCAGUACUAUUAUAAAAUAUAAUAAUAUCAUAUGUUUUACAACUGUCUGUGAUUUAUAUAAGUGAUUAAUAAAUAAUUAACGAAAA